Messenger RNA from Cylindrotheca closterium, 3063 nucleotides. Lineage: Eukaryota; Bacillariophyta; Bacillariophyceae; Bacillariales; Bacillariaceae. The record is from the annotation of a GenBank genome assembly.
AUGGACGACGAUGGGCACAAUCCGAAUAAUAAGAACCACUCUCCAGACGAGGGAGAGGAUGCUGCAAAGCCCAAUGACCAAGAAGAUUCCAACAGCGAUUCUGAUAUAGCUUCAAAUGCUGAUGCUGAUGAAAAUGGUUCUCUAACAAGUAAUCCCAAGAACGAGAGCCAAAAACCAAAAGGCCAAGAAGACGUUAGCAGUGACUCAUCUAAUAAAUCAUCAAACGGUGAUACCGGUGACAGUGACGCGGAUGCAAACAACCCUAGCGAAGACGAAGAGAAGAAAAAUGGAGAAGAGGAAUCUCAGUCAUCCGUGGAAGAUGUCGCGCUGAGUCAAUUGACGCCCAAUAAGUCAAAACCAAAACGAAAGAAGCUUUCUACAUUGAAACAAACUAUUGCAAAGAAGCCAAGCGGCAAGAAAAAAAAGGAAGACUCGGACGAGGAAUUUGUUGUUGAAGAUGAAAAGGAGGACGAUGACGAUGACGAUGACGAUGACGAUGACGAUGGGGGGGAGGAAGAGGAGGAAGCAUAUGUCCAUAGCGAAAAUGGCAACGACGAAAGUGACGACGACGAUGCUCCUCAGUAUAGCAAUAGUGCAAAGAAGAUGAAGCAAACAAAGAAACGCAAGGCAAAGGUUCCUCUAAUUCCAAAAAAGAAGUCAAGAAAAGCAACCAAGUCUGAAGAAUCUUCUGAAGAAGAAGAAGUUUCAUUGAGCGAUGAAAGCAGUGUCGCCCUGACACCUCGUCGCAAGAAAGGACCAUCUCGGCGCAUUGUCGACGAAGACGCAGAACCCGGAAGAGCCCACAAGGUAUUAAAGAGAAGAGGGGAUUCCAGCGAGGAAAGCGACAGCGAAGACGCCCCAACAAACAACAAAAAGUCGAGACGUCAGAGUCCGCGUCGACCAUCGAAAAAAGUGACAGUUGAUAUGGAUGAUUCGUCGUCGGACUUUAGCGACGGGGAGAACAUGGACAAUGAGGAGACUACUCAGAAAAAGCCGAGCAAACCCAAAGCCAAGAGGAAGAAAAAAGCAUCAUCUUCUGACUCGGAAUAUUCCGGAGGAUCCAGCUCGGAAUCAUCAAUGGGGGAAGACGACGAAGAAGCAUUUGUGGAUGAUGAAGAAGAUGAAGGGUUGGAAAAAGACGAAUCAUUGAUUGGAGAUGCAGAUCUUUCGGACGACCAGGAAGUCGUCCAAUCCGCAAAAUCCAAUUCCAAAGCGGCGAAUGUCGACCAAGAAAAGAUUGGAGAUGCCGAUGAAUCAUCUUCCUCCAGUAGCGAGGACGAAAACGUAGAAGUCUCGGCAGCGAAGAGUCCUGCAAGCAGCAGGAAAGGAAGAGACGAGAUUCUUCCAUCGCAAACAACGCUUUAUUCAUCUGAUGAUGACAGUGAUGCAGCUGAUGAGACCCCAAAGAAAUCCAACAACAGUCGACUGGACCGCUUCCCACCUUGUCCGUCCACCGAGGAUGCCAUUACCUGUGUGACCCUCCCAAAGAAACAUAUUUGCUUCAUUUCUCCUGACGGUUCCUCUCGCCAGUGUUUUGCCUUGGAGACGUUGCGAAUGGCAGCAAUCAAGUGCAGCCACAGCACGACUCGUACGGAUAAUACUGGUGAACAACACAUGAACUUUUUGCAACCACCACACUUUCGGUCUCCCAUGUCCAAUAAUUUAUUGGAUCAGAUCGCUUCCAAGUUUGGACGAGACGCUAUGAAUCCACAAGGCAGCUAUUAUAAUCAAAAGCGUACCACCAAUGGUAUCGACACAUAUUUCAAUGCUGGAGCAGCGGCUAGAAACGCGGCGGAUAUAGAUGUGGAUGAAUAUGUCGAUUAUGAUUAUGAUGCGGACGACUUCGGGCACCAUUUGAACCGCUACGUUGAUAGACAAAUGGGAAGUCAAGAUGUCUAUGUUUGUCCGUUGUGUUAUAGGGAAGUUCACCAUCGGGUCAAUCGCAUAGAUCGGAUCACACGUAACGAUGAAGAGGACUACUUCAAAUUUGUCGACAGGCAUGAUCCCAUCACGGUCCUAGGAUGGAUAGACAAUGAUAAGUUUGAGAUGGCAUCAUUAUUCUGCUUCAAGAAAGUGGUCGAUGUGAAGAAACAUCUACGCGAGGUGCACGGAGUCGAUACAAAGCAAGUCGUGGGCAAUGACUUGUACAAGCAAUACAAAGUUCGGGACUCGGAUGCCCUGCUUCAGCGUUGGGUCAAGAAGACGUGGAAACCCAAAAGUGGAGGCGUGAUGCAGCACUACUGGUACUCUGGGUUCAAUCAGAGCUAUGUUUAUCUGUUGGACCAGAUAAAACUUGCAGAAAGUUACCGGCAGAUCUUGGACUCUGUCUCCGAUGAAGACAGCGUCACCGAUAUGGAGAAGGAGGCAGAGGCAUAUCUAUCCAAAAUUCAAGACUUUGCAGACAAAUUCCAAGAUAAGGCCAAGCAGCUAUGGGAUUACAUUUCCGAACCAUUCGGCAAGAAAGAAGACGAUAUAAAGAAGUGGCUAGAUGAGGGCGACGUGGAGGAAGAACCCGGGGAAUUUUCUCACGCUGCUGCAAUGCGAGAUAUGGAAAAUAACUAUGAGUCGGAUCAAAACGAUAUGAUGCAUAGGUUGGAACGAAAGUAUGCAGAAUCAUCAAACCACAAGAGGAGUGAUACUAGUGACGACGACAAAUCCUCGUCUUCAUCAUCAUUGGAAAUUGUUGACGCUCCAAAGAAUAGAAAUGGUGGGGGAUCUUAUGCAAAAUCUGAAACAGAAGAAGAAGAGAGUGACAACAUGGGGUACUACUCGGAAGUAGAAGAAGAAAACGAUGAAUGGGUAAUAAAACGGAAACAGAGACCUACCAGAUCUUUGAAGGAGACUCGACGAGAGACCAAUAGUACUGGUACUAGUAGCGACGACGAGGAAGAAAAAGAAGAUGAGGAAGAUCCUGCCGUUGCAACUGUUCCAUCCCGACCGUCUACUCCAUCCCCUCAACAACAAACGGGAACAGCAAGUGAUCAAGAGGCUGUCGUUUUGCGAACAAGUAGCUCCAAGAAACGUCGAAGAAUUGCCAUUGAAGAUAGUAGCGAUGAGGAUUGA